Messenger RNA from Physella acuta, 1462 nucleotides. Its product is annotated as beta-1,3-galactosyltransferase 1-like. The record is from RefSeq and is a predicted model, not a curated record. Gene Ontology annotation, cellular component: Golgi membrane. NCBI's taxonomy places the organism in Eukaryota, Metazoa, Mollusca, Gastropoda, Physidae. Gene Ontology annotation, molecular function: hexosyltransferase activity. Gene Ontology annotation, biological process: protein O-linked glycosylation.
CGUUAAUGUUAUGAUCGAUGCAGAUUUUAAUUCUCGACGCGUCUAUGUUGAAAAGAGAAGGUUUUGGACGAAUAAAUCUAAAAACCGUUAACAAAAUGUAUUCAAGAAAAGCAAAUCUAAGGCCACGAAGAAUAACGCUGGAAAGACACCACAUUAUAAUAAUAUUUUUAAGUUUACUUCUGAUAUCUCUGGCGUAUAUUUUAACCACAGGGAUUACAAUAAAAUACAAAACAUUCCAAAAUUUCAUCGCUGUGAGUAGGACAUCAUUUCCAGACAACAAAACAACAUCUGUGACAACACUGAAACUAACUACACACAUCUCUACUGAAAGUUUGUAUCAUACCAGUGUUGAAGCAAAUACGGUAGUUCAAGUAGUUCUUACAACGGAUAGAACUCCAACAUCAGAUAGAUCAUUUCACCAUACGACCGACACGUUAAAUAUACCAGUCACCAACAUUAAUUCUCUGGAUGACGAUUUACUCUCUAACCUGAGUUCUAAGACCGCAGAGUUUAAAGAGAACCCGGGAUAUUUUGAGAACUUCACGUACUUUUAUCUCAAUAGUUCACGUGUGUCGGACAUUCCUAGCCAGUAUUCGAUCCCAGGUACGUCCGUGUGUUCAGGUGAUGUUGACCUGUUGGUGAUGAUUAUGAGCGUUAAACAACACAGCGACUGGAGGCUACUUAUACGUCAGACAUGGGCGUCACCAAUUUACGACAAGUCCUGGAGCCAAAAAGGUUUAGUUCGAUUGGUCUUUUUCUUCGGGAAUGAAGGCUUCGCAGAUGUAGAGAAUCUUGCAUUGUACAACGAAUCCAAACUUUAUGGGGACAUCGUUGUGGCAAGUUUUAAAGACAACUACGGGAACUUGUCAUUAAAGUUAGCCACGGCUUUGACUUGGGCAUCCAAACAUUGUCCACAAGCUAAAUUUGUCGCUAAAGUGGACAUGGACACCUUUGUCCACUUGAAAGUGUUUUUAAAACUUGUUCAACAUGUUGCUCAAAACUACACUGAUUUUAUAAUAGGCUACCAGCAUAUAUUUCCCAAGCCUUACGUUGUACGGGACGGGAAAUGGGCUGUACCCCACCAUAUGUAUGCAUUCUCCUUCUUCCCAAAAUACGUGUAUGGACAUUCUUACGUCCUUACAAGCUCCGUCGUUCACAAAAUGGCUGCGAGUUUUCCCUUUGUUCACAUCGUUCCUAACGAGGACGCGUUCAUCACAGGUAUCAUGGCCGUAACGUUAAACAUCACCAGACUGGGGAACACGGCUUUCGCUUUUUCUCUUAAACAGUACACAUUUUGUGACCUAGUGUACAAACGAUAUGUGAGUGCCAUGUACAACGUCAAGUAUAUGAAGGAGUUAUGGGAUGCCAUGUUGACAGGAAACUGUACGGAGACGCAAAUCACCUAAUUGACCAAAUUUAAUAACAUAAUUGAUUCCUCUUUGAUUGUGUACGAGUUAAAAUA